GCCGCCUGCGCGUCCUCCGGCGUCAGCCAUCUUGCCACUCCCUGCGCUCAGAGGCUCGCAUUGCGGAAGGAGGAAGCUCGGCUUGACGGCGCAUCGGCGGUUCCGCCUCUGGCUGCUCGGCUCGCACCGUCGUUCUUGCCGUCCUUUUCGCCGUUCGCGUUGCCGUCUGAUCCCCGGAGAUGGCAGGACGAUUGCCGGCUUGCGUGGUGGACUGCGGCACCGGAUACACGAAACUCGGAUAUGCUGGUAACACAGAGCCUCAGUUCAUUGUUCCAUCAUGCAUCGCCAUCAAAGAGACGGCCAAGGUGGGGGACCAGGCCCAGAGGAGGAUGAUGAAGGGAGUGGACGACCUGGACUUCUUCAUCGGGGAUGAGGCCAUUGACAAGCCCACUUAUGCAACGAAGUGGCCCAUUCGCCAUGGCAUCGUGGAGGACUGGGACCUCAUGGAAAGGUUCAUGGAGCAGGUCAUCUUCAAGUACCUGCGCGCUGAACCGGAGGACCAUUACUUCCUGUUGACCGAGCCUCCCCUGAACACCCCAGAAAACCGGGAGUACACGGCCGAGAUCAUGUUCGAGUCUUUCAACGUGCCGGGUCUGUACAUCGCAGUGCAGGCGGUCCUCGCCCUGGCAGCCUCCUGGACCUCCAGGCAGGUGGGGGAGCGCACGCUGACUGGGACGGUCAUAGAUAGCGGUGAUGGUGUCACCCACGUCAUACCUGUGGCGGAGGGCUAUGUGAUUGGCAGCUGUAUAAAGCACAUUCCCAUCGCGGGCCGUGACAUCACCUACUUUACCCAGCAGCUCCUGAGGGAGAGGGAGGUGGGGAUUCCCCCGGAGCAGUCGCUGGAGACUGCAAAAGCCGUAAAGGAGCGCUUCAGCUACGUCUGCCCAGAUUUAGUGAAAGAAUUCAACAAGUAUGACACGGAUGGGUCCAAGUGGAUCAAGCAGUACACAGGGCUCAACGCCAUCAGCAAGAAGGAAUUCACCAUCGACGUGGGCUAUGAGCGUUUCCUGGGGCCGGAGAUCUUCUUCCAUCCAGAGUUUGCCAACCCUGACUUCACUCAGCCCAUAUCGGAGGUCGUUGAUGAGGUGAUCCAGAACUGCCCCAUUGACGUCAGGCGCCCUCUGUACAAGAACGUCGUCCUUUCUGGAGGCUCCACUAUGUUCAGGGACUUCGGCCGCCGUCUGCAGAGGGAUCUGAAGAGGACGGUGGACGCCCGACUGAAGAUGAGCGAGGAGCUCAGUGGCGGAAAGCUGAAGCCCAAGCCUAUUGAUGUCCAAGUCAUCACUCACCACAUGCAGAGAUACGCUGUGUGGUUUGGAGGAUCCAUGUUGGCUUCUACUCCGGAGUUUUACCAGGUGUGCCACACCAAGAAGGACUACGAGGAGGUGGGGCCUAGCAUCUGCCGUCACAACCCUGUGUUCGGAGUGAUGUCCUAAACGGCUUGCGGGGCUCGCCUGGAGACGGCUGCUGGAGGGUCCUCUCAUGCUUCAGGUUCUCUGUUGCUAGGGACGAGCCUCAAGCCCCAAAAUACACAUCAAGGACCGUAAGGUUU
Molecule: messenger RNA, 1552 nt
Organism: Brienomyrus brachyistius
Lineage: Eukaryota; Metazoa; Chordata; Actinopteri; Osteoglossiformes; Mormyridae
Product: actin-related protein 3
Exons: 12
Coding region: 180-1436 (418 amino acids)
Biological process (GO): Arp2/3 complex-mediated actin nucleation
Cellular component (GO): actin cortical patch; Arp2/3 protein complex
Molecular function (GO): actin filament binding
Source: RefSeq, a predicted model, not a curated record